AUGGCUGAAGAACGUGCCAUAACAGGUAAGCGCCAUACGUAUAACACCAGAGUCGAUACCAUCGAAUUCUAUAAUUGCGUGCGUAAUGCCGGAUGUUGGAUGUUGUUGGAUAAGGAAAAAUUGAUGAAGCUGGUCGCCGGACAUGAUGAUGACUUGGAGAAGCGAUUCAGAGUUGUUGAAGAAAAACAGGCUUGCCUGCGUUUUGUGCAGGCCGUCGUUGAUUGUCAUAAGGCCCCAGCUAAAACAUCACGUGCGUCAUCAACCAAUAACCGAGGACCUACAGAACCUCAAGAUGAUGGCGCCCAAGAGAGCCAAGAAAGAGAUCGAUAG
Molecule: messenger RNA, 330 nt
Organism: Cylicocyclus nassatus
Lineage: Eukaryota; Metazoa; Nematoda; Chromadorea; Rhabditida; Strongylidae
Source: the annotation of a GenBank genome assembly